Molecule: messenger RNA, 1378 nt
Organism: Ahaetulla prasina
Lineage: Eukaryota; Metazoa; Chordata; Lepidosauria; Squamata; Colubridae
Gene: LDHB
Product: lactate dehydrogenase B
Exons: 8
Coding region: 177-1178 (333 amino acids)
Biological process (GO): carboxylic acid metabolic process
Cellular component (GO): cytoplasm
Molecular function (GO): L-lactate dehydrogenase (NAD+) activity
Source: RefSeq, a predicted model, not a curated record
ACCCCGACCAGCCCCUCCCGCUGCUUUUCUUCCUGUCCUUCCCGCCUUGACCCGGCACGUUGCCUUCCUCCUUCUCCUCCGUCUCCUGCAGGCUGCUGCGCCGCGCUCUGCCCUCCCUCCAGCCCACCAAGCCGGCCCCGAGCAAGCAAGCGAGCGAGCGAGCCUAAGAGAAAGCCAUGGCUUCCCUCAAGGACAAACUGAUUACCCCAAUUACCCAGCCCAGCACUCAACCGAACAACAAGGUCACCGUUGUAGGAGUCGGCCAGGUUGGGAUGGCCUGUGCUGUCAGUGUCCUGGAAAGGGGUCUCUGCGAUGAACUUGCUCUCGUUGAUGUCCUGGAAGAUAAACUGAAAGGAGAGAUGCUGGAUCUACAACAUGGAAGCUUAUUUCUGAAGACACCUAAGAUUGUAGCAGACAAGGAUUAUUCUGUGACCGCUAAUUCAAAGGUUGUGGUUGUAACCGCCGGGGUCCGCCAGCAGGAAGGAGAAAGCCGUCUUGACUUAGUUCAGAGGAACGUAAACGUCUUCAAAUUCAUUAUCCCUCAGGUUGUGAAAUACAGCCCAAAUUGCAUCAUUCUGGUGGUUUCAAACCCAGUGGACAUCCUGACCUACGUGACAUGGAAACUUAGUGGCCUGCCAAAGCAUCGCGUCAUCGGUAGCGGUUGUAACCUUGAUUCUGCUCGGUUCCGCUUUUUGAUGGCAGAAAAAUUGGGUAUCCAUCCCUCCAGCUGUCAUGGCUGGGUCUUGGGAGAACAUGGCGAUUCCAGUGUACCGAUCUGGAGCGGGGUCAACGUAGCAGGCGUUUCUCUCCAGGACUUGAACCCACAAAUGGGGACUGACCAAGAUCCAGAGGAAUGGAAGAAAGUCCACAAACAGGUGGUUGAGAGUGCUUAUGAAGUGAUCAAACUGAAAGGCUACACCAACUGGGCCAUUGGCUUUAGUGUUGCUGAUCUUCUAGAAACCAUUUUGAAGAAUCUCUCUCGAGUCCACCCAGUGUCUACCAUGGUUAAGGGUAUGUACGGCAUUGAAAACGAAGUGUUCCUGAGCCUGCCUUGUGUGCUGGGAUCUGUAGGGUUGACCAGUGUGAUCAAUCAGAAGCUGAAGGAUAGCGAGGUGGCUCAACUCCAGAACAGCGCCUCUACGUUGUGGAACGUUCAGAAGGACCUCAAAGAUCUGUAGGCGCUAAGAGAUGCUUCCGUUUCUCCGUAAACAAGAAGACAAGCAGUGUUAAGCCAACACCUUCAUGUUAACUCCAUAGCCGAGCUUCCAGUAAACAUCGUGAAAGGGUACCAGCCUUCCUCCACCACAGCUAAGAUCCACAUUGUUGUACAUGCAGAUGUUCCGAACAAAUAAAACCAGCUCUUGUGUGUGUGCUCCCA